Molecule: messenger RNA, 942 nt
Organism: Penicillium brevicompactum
Lineage: Eukaryota; Fungi; Ascomycota; Eurotiomycetes; Eurotiales; Aspergillaceae
Product: phosphatase PAP2 family protein
Exons: 4
Coding region: 1-942 (313 amino acids)
Biological process (GO): phospholipid metabolic process
Molecular function (GO): phosphatidate phosphatase activity
Source: RefSeq, a predicted model, not a curated record
AUGUCUCACAAUGGCUCGGGGCAUAAUUCAGUCCCAUUAUUACAGCGAGUCGGGCUCGCUGGGGCUGCAGCGCGUUUUGCACAACACUCAUAUGGCCCCGACUACAUCGCGCUGGGAUUCCUGGUGAUGGGAUGGGUCCUGAUUCAAUUAUUCGUGACCCCAUUCCACCGCAUGUUUUCUCUCGACAACAAAACCAUUCAAUACCCAUUUGCCGUUCACGAGCGAGUCCCUGUUUUGUGGUCUGUCGUGUUUGCCGGAUUGAUACCCUUCCUCAUAAUACUGGCUUGGUCAGCGAUGGUUCGCGCCGGCGUGCAGAAGACACAAGUGACGGUCCUCGGCCUUUUCGUGGCUUUGAUGUUGACCUCGCUUCUGACGGAUAUCGUCAAGAACGCGGCGGGAAGACCUCGCCCCGAUUUAAUAUCGCGUUGCAAACCCGCGCGCGGUACACCAAACAAUGCGCUGGUCGCAUGGACUGUUUGUACAGAAGCGAAUCAGCACAUCUUGCAAGAAGGAUGGCGCAGCUUCCCCAGUGGCCACAGUAGCUUUUCAUUUGCCGGUCUAGGAUAUCUCUAUCUCUUCUUCUCUGGUCAAAUGCAUGUCUUCCGACCCAGGACAGAUCUAGGUCGCUGUCUGCUAGCAUUCUUUCCACUGCUGUGUGCGCUCAUGGUCGCGAUAUCGCGCUUGGAUGACUAUCGACAUGAUGUGUAUGAUGUGACAUGUGGAGGGCUCCUGGGUAUGUUAAUAGCCUGGUUCUCGUACCGCCGGUAUUACCCACCUCUACGCUCGGUUCUCUGUGAUGUUCCCUACGACAAGGCGGAUCUUGCUGGACCGGACGGCUUUGCCAAAUUGGACGACGAAGAGCAGGGUCUUUCGCGACCCUUCAUAUCUCGUGCCGGUCCCUCAGAAGAGAACUAUCCACUUCAGAAUACGGAGGCUCGGUGA